GGGUCCUGGGUGUUCCCGGAGAGUCACACCUGCUGUGGACCCUUCCUUGGGCCGGGCGUGCUGCUUGUUCCUGACCGGGACAUGGGGCCCUGGUCCUGGAAAUGCUUCCCAGAUGCUGGAGCUCCAUGGAAGGGAACUGACCCAACAGGCUCCCAGUGUCUGCUGGUCUUCAAGAAUCAGGACCGCUGCAGACAGCAGGAUCUGCCCUGCAGGAAGGAGGCUCAGAAAGAUCUCACUUCUAGGAAGUGUUCUCCAGCACUCUAGUUGGAGUGGCCGGAAGAUGGGUGUCAGGCUGGCAGGGUCUGGAUCCUGGCUGAGGCACAUCUGACUGCGUGAGCAAAUGGUCUUACCUCUGGAUUACCAUGGUCUUACCUCUGGAUUGCCUGUAGUGGGGGUGUGGGGGUCAGGCAUGGUGCUGCCCAUGUGUAAUCCCAGACUUAGGAGGCUGAGGCAGGGAAAUUGCUUCGAGCUCAAGGCUAGCCUUGCACCCUGUCUCAAAAAAAAGAAAACAAAAACAAUUAAAUAAAACAGGCAUGGCAGGAGAAUACACACAAUGUGUUGCGAGAGACAAGAAUGAGGAGUGGGCCUGUUCACAAGAAUGUGGUUCCUCCAUCUCCCUGCCCUGCAUCAGGGCUGCCUUGGGCCAGACCAGGGGAGGAACUGGCAUUGGGCAUUGUUGUGCUGGGGCAGCCCGUGGUGCCUUCCUGCCAUCCUGCACCACUAUGGACACAGGACCAGGUGGGCUGGCCUGGGCCAAGUCUUGGAGGUAGGCGGAACUGGCUUGGGCAUCCGAGGGAAGGCCUCCCAUGCUGAUACGGCCAGGACAAGUAGCAGUGAUGCCUGUCACCAGGUGUAUGCUGGUCUGGUUUCACCUUGGAGUGACCAGGGUCUGCAGCCUCUGCCCACCAUCAACCCUUGCAGGCUGCCAGGUACACAAAAGGCUGGCACAGCCCUGUGGCACCUCUCCUUGAGAGGCCAUGAUGUCCUGGGUCCCAGUCUGGGUGAAUGUGUGUCCACCUGAGGCCUGAGCUCCCUCACCUCCCAAGUUUAGGGUCUCGGCCCUUGGCAAGCAUUUACCAAUCACCUACUGUGUCCAGACCGAAUCCUUCUCUGGGUUGGGGCACAAAGUGAGGGUCCUGGAGUGUCCCAGGGAAGUGGGCAAGCCAAAAGAAUGCCAGACAAGAUGAGCAGGGGCUGCCUCCCACCUGGCUGCAGAGCAUCCCCAUCCCUGCCCAAGGGUGGGGGGCCAAGGCCAGAGCGGCUUUUCCAUUCUCAGCUCUCAUCCUGGGGGACCCUAAGACUGUACCUUGUGUGGGUGUCUGUGAGUGGGAGGCCCAGAGAGGGAACCAGUGAAAUGAAACAGGACAAGAAGGGCAGAGUACCUGUCAUCAGAGCAGCAAGGCCUCCCCUGGCCUUGUCCCCGUGCCACCCGCUAAGCUCAGGUCCGGCCAGGGGCUGCCAGGCUGGGAGAGGAAGGAGGGAAGGAGGGGCCUGCCACCCAGCCCUCCACAGGAUGGGGCACCUUCCCCAGCAUGUGCCCUACCAGUGGUCUGUGUCCUCAGCUCACAUGGGAAGGCACUGGCAGCCCCCGUGGGGGUCAAGCUCUGGGCUCCAGGCUGUGUCCUGGCUCAUGCUGCCCAGGCCACCCAUGGCAUGAUUCUGACUUUAGAAACUUGGGGUCUGUCCACCUAGCUCCCUUCUGACAAGUGUGACGGUCACCUUACAGAGAAGGACACAGGAACCUUCUGCAAGCCACAUACACAAGCAGUACUGGAGCUUUAGCCCCAGCCUAUAUCUGUGCCAGGCCCAUGCAGGGGAAGGCCAGCUGGGGUCUGACAGGACAAAAAGCAAGCUGCACCCUCCCAGGUGGUGGAGCAUGAGUGGAAAAUCUGGAAAGGGAAAGGGAGGUGUGGGAAUUUCAUCCUCCCCUAAAUGAGGUGACAAAACUGAAGGCAAAAAUCCCUGUGGUGUCCCGUGGAGAGGCCUGGCGUGCACUUCUCAAGGAUUUUGUAAUAUCUGAUGGUGAACGGCUUUGUUGUGGAGCAGGGCCAGGGCACAUGUGAGGCAGAAGUAUUCCUUUGGCUGGGCCCACCUUGCAGUCCAUUGGUUUGGGAGACGGAGGCAGGAGGAUCACAAGUUCAAGCCCAGCCUGAGCAACUCAGUGAGACGCUGUUUCGAAGUAAAAAAUAAAAAGGGCUAGAGAUGGAGCUCAGGGAUAGAGUGGCCCGAGGUUUAAUCCUCACUGCAGGGAGGAAAAAGCACAACAGUAUCUCUCUGGGCCUGGCCCUGCCCAGCCUGGGUCAGGAGCGGGCACCCUGAGUAGAUUACCUGAGCACUGAGGUCAUGCUCAGGGGCCCCAGAGGAAGCCAUCCACAGCAGGACCAGGCAGGCAGUGGCCCAGAGUUCUGGUGCUAGAUUUGGAGGGGACUCACUGAAGUGCUCCUGCCCUCCUCCUCAGCUGCCUGGGGUCCCUGGUGUCCCUGAGCCGCCAACUCCAAAGGCUGCUGCUCCGUGACGAGGCGUGGCCCUGGGAGGAUGCCUUGGCCACCUGCCCACACCCUUCUGCACCAUGGGUGAUGAACGGCGGCUGCCUGGCAGUGCUGUGGGCUGGCUGGCAUGCGGAGGUCUCUCUCUGCUGGCCAACGCCUGGGGCAUACUCAGUGUGGGUGCCAAGCAGAAGAAGUGGAAGCCUCUGGAGUUCCUGUUGUGCACGCUCGCAGCCACCCACAUGCUCAACGUGGCGGUGCCCAUUGCCACCUACGCCGUGGUGCAGCUGUGGCGGCAGCGUCCCGACUACGAGUGGAAUGAGGGCCUCUGCAAGGUCUUCGUGUCCACCUUCUACACCCUCACCCUGGCCACCUGCUUCUCCGUCACCUCCCUCUCCUACCACCGCAUGUGGAUGGUCCGCUGGCCCGUCAACUACCGGCUGAGCAAUGCCAAGAAGCAGGCGGUGCACACAGUCAUGGGCGUCUGGAUGGUGUCCUUCAUCCUGUCGGCCCUGCCUGCAGUCGGCUGGCACGACACCAGCGAGCGCUUCUACACCCACGGCUGCCGCUUCAUUGUGGCUGAGAUCGGUCUGGGCUUCGGUGUCUGCUUCUUGCUGCUGGUGGGCGGCAGCCUGGCCAUGGGCGCGGUGUGCACAGCCAUCGCCCUCUUCCAGACGCUGGCUGUGCAGGUGGGGCGCCGGGCUGACCCGCGCACCUUCACUGUGCCCACCAUCGUCGUGGAGGACACACAGGGCAAGCGCCGCUCCUCCAUCGAUGGCUCAGAGUCAGCGAAGACCUCUCUGCAGGUCACAGGCCUGGUGGCCACCAUCGUGGUCAUCUAUGACUGCUUCAUGGGCUUCCCUGUGCUGGUGGUGAGCUUCAGCAGCCUGCGGGCUGAUGCCUCUGCACCCUGGAUGGUGCUGUGUGUGCUCUGGUGCUCUGUGACCCAGGCCCUACUGCUGCCUGUGCUCCUCUGGGCCUGUGACCGCUACCGGGCCGACCUCAAGGCUGUCUGGGAGAAAUGCAUGGCCCUCAUGGCCAAUGAUGAGGACUUGGAAGAGGAGGCUAGCCUGGAGGGCAGCAUCCCCCCAGACCUGGUGCUGGAGCACUCGUUGGACUACAGCUAUGGAGGUGACUUUAUGGCCCUGGACAAGAUGACCAAAUAUGAACUCUCUGCCCUGGAGGGGGGCCUGCCCCAUCUCUACCCAUUACGGCCCCUGCAGGAGGACAAGAUGCAGUACUUGCAGGUCCCGCCCACGCGGCCUAAGCACAACACUUGCACCAUCAGCAAUAGCACCGCCCUCACCAUUGCUAGUGACCCCUUGUUUACUACCCGCCAUUGUUGCCUGCUCCCCAACGUGGUGGCCACCUUUGUGACUCCCACCACAAAGGCUUCUUGGCCCCACCCAAGGCCCACCUUCCGCUCCCUGCAGGACUGCUCUUUGCUGUUCCUCCUGGGCAGACCUGUUGCAGGCCUGUGUCCUGGGCCGGGGUCAUAG
This is a messenger RNA of Fukomys damarensis (Damara mole-rat), 3985 nucleotides long. RefSeq names its product G protein-coupled receptor 153 (gene Gpr153). Gene Ontology annotation, cellular component: membrane. Gene Ontology annotation, molecular function: G protein-coupled receptor activity. The coding region runs from base 2570 to 3985 and encodes 471 amino acids. Gene Ontology annotation, biological process: G protein-coupled receptor signaling pathway. The record is from RefSeq and is a predicted model, not a curated record. The transcript is spliced from 8 exons. Lineage: Eukaryota; Metazoa; Chordata; Mammalia; Rodentia; Bathyergidae.